Messenger RNA from Trichomonas vaginalis G3, 939 nucleotides. RefSeq lists its product as uncharacterized. The transcript has a single exon. Bases 1 to 939 code for a protein of 312 amino acids. The record is from RefSeq and is a predicted model, not a curated record. NCBI's taxonomy places the organism in Eukaryota, Parabasalia, Trichomonadida, Trichomonadidae.
AUGGGGGACGAAAGAGCUAUUCUAUCUAGGUUUCAUCAGAUUUUAACUUUCUUCACGGCAAAGAUAGAAACUCUUAGUCUCAUUGUCACAAAUAUUGGGGAAUAUUUUAAAGGAUUAUUUUCGUUUACACUAGAUGACGAUCUUCGCGACAUCUCCGACUCCGAUGAGGAUUUUAUGGAAAAAUCUCGAAAGUUCUUAGAUCGGUAUAGUGUCAAAGAGCUGACUGAAAUAAUUAAUCAAACAAUUUUACCCGAAAAAGUUAAAAAAUUAGGAAUAGACGACUGGUAUGUUGAAUUUAAUCUUCAAGAUCCAGUGACUCAUUAUUUAUAUGUUCGCACACAUCAAUGUAAAGAAGAUGAAAAAUUUAUUGCCUUCAUGGCAGCAUCUUUGAAUCAAAGGGAUGGCAAGUAUGACUUAUUCCACGUUCGAUGGUUCGCAUUACAAAACCCAUUAGGCGAAUUUACGAACGCAAGACCACGAUUACCUGGCCAGAAGUACCCAGGCACGGGAUUUGGCAGAGACUGUGUUCGUCUUACUUACUACUUAGCGAGGAAGGCCGGUCGAGACGGAAUUCUCAAUUCUCCAGAACAUUUUCACAACGCUUACAUGUACGACUUCUGUUAUUUCGUAGAUCCCCAGCAGGAGGGCUGGUUCAGAAAGCUGAAGAAGGAUCUGAGAAAGGAUAUAAAGAAAAAGGGCUUGGCACUGGUAAGCUGGGCAAUUUAUCUCGGCUGCCUCAGGGAAAAGGGGAACCCUGUAAAGUGGGAAAUGAAAGAACAGGCUAUGCCGAUUUCUCUUAGAUAUUACGCUGUAUUUUUCCUCCCUAGAUAUAACUACAUAAUGGAAAAGGCUAAAUACGAAAGUGGCCCGUUUACAAUCGAUUGGGAAUUGGCUGAGAAACAAUGCUUAGACAAAAUACUAUUUAACAACCCUAAUUAA